Messenger RNA from Mercurialis annua (annual mercury), 852 nucleotides. RefSeq lists its product as uncharacterized. Lineage: Eukaryota; Viridiplantae; Streptophyta; Magnoliopsida; Malpighiales; Euphorbiaceae. The record is from RefSeq and is a predicted model, not a curated record. The coding region runs from base 1 to 852 and encodes 283 amino acids. The transcript has 3 exons.
AUGCUUUCCAAGGUGCUAGAGAAGUUGGAUAAGAUUGAGCAAAGAGAGCUUGAUGCUAGACAAAGGGAGAAGAACCAAGCUUCGACAAUCCAUCAUUUGGAGACCCAAAUCUCGCAAAUGGCUCUUAUACUUCAAGGUAGACCGCAAGGGGGAUUGCCCUCUACUACGGAAAAUAACCCAAGGGAGCAAAUUAAAGCGGUGGAGCUUCGAAGAGGGAGGAACCUUGAAAAAGCUAAUGGCAAGAAGCAUGUUGUUGAGGAGGAUGAUUCUCAAGUGGUGAUUGAUGUUGCUAGCUCUAGUCAAGAACUACCUAAGGAUUUUGAGGAGGUGGCUAUUGAUGUUGAAGAACCGUAUGUUAGACCACCACCUCCACCUUUUGUGCCAAAAGUUCCAUUCCCAAGCCGGUUGAGAAAAGCGCCGGACAAUCAAAAGUUCCAUAAGUUUCUUGAGAUAUUCAAGAAACUUCAAAUUAACCUAAGCCUAGCGGAUGCUUUGCGAGAGAUGCCCCAAUAUGGUGCUAGUAUUAAUCUCAUGCCUCUAACUAUUUUCAGGACGCUAUGUGGAGAGCAAACCGUGAAGAACACCUCGAUGGUACUCCAACUAGCGGAUCAUUCAUUAAAGAGACCCUAUGGAAUUGUGGAGGAUGUUCUUGUAAAGGAAUGCCUAAUGAUCUUAGGGCGGCCCUUUAUGAACACCGGGAGAGCCUUGAUUGAUGUUCAUGGUGGGAAAUUGACCUUGAGAAUUGAUGAAGAAACGGUCGAGUUUGAUAUGAAGAAAGUCAUGAGGGGUACCAUCGAGGAGGAAGAGUGUAUGAGGAUCGAUUUGUUGGAUGAAGUUGUGGAACAACUUUAA